Messenger RNA from Bombus pascuorum, 1043 nucleotides. RefSeq lists its product as uncharacterized. The record is from RefSeq and is a predicted model, not a curated record. NCBI's taxonomy places the organism in Eukaryota, Metazoa, Arthropoda, Insecta, Hymenoptera, Apidae. The transcript is spliced from 3 exons. The coding region runs from base 228 to 1043 and encodes 271 amino acids.
CCGAUUACGUAUUAUCGCGCUUUAAUAUUAUCCGAAACUGUUGAGUCUCUCGAGCUCCAUUCGCCAAUCGAGCUCCGCUCAAAGCAGUCGCAUUUUCAAUCGAACAUAGUAACGAAAGAACAGCAACGUACUUUAUUACGAAAAAGAGAACAAAAUACAUUCGGGUGACCGCCGAUAUUUAUCGAGAGUCAAUUUUAAUAAUCCAAGUGUAAAUCUCAUUUCAAAGUAUGAAGUGCGGAAGAAUUUCGUGGACAUGGUUAUUCUUUCUAUCUUUAACAAGCUUUUACGUGUCAAUACAAGCGACCGCGCUAGACCCGAUGACCACGAGGAAGAUACUUCCAGUGUACGCGGUUUUGGAAAAUGCUGAUCUUCUAAAUUCCAGCAGAUGUCGGACGCAGAUAGGUGAAUUUCGAAAUGCAGUGGAUAACCAGAUACUUUGGGCUCUAAGAGUGUUGGAUACCAGUGGCGUACCAUCCGAAGGAUUUGUCAUCGGGAACAAUCAUUGGUUAGGAAACCGACAAGGUUGCAAGCUUUUCUCUGAAAAUCGCACGGCACUUCUAUCGGAGAAAAUACGAAAGAACAAUUCGAUAUACCGGAACCCGAAUGAAGAAUAUUCACCUUUUGAGUUUCGUUUUUUUAUUGCACGUGCACGGCACAACAGCACUGUGCAAUAUCAUGUAGAAGUAGAAGACGAAGAUUUGAUCACGCUUGGACUUUGCUUACCGGCAUCCUGCAGCAUUGAGGAUGUUGCCACUAUGAUAGAUAAAGUAUUUCGUAAUGAAACACUUUUCAUUGGAAAACUUUUUAAUAUACACUUCAAGCUCAUCGAAAUCUCCGAUUCGGUGGACGAUCAUCAAUGGCUAUUCUCUGCGAAAAUGAUCUCCAUCAUGUACGUAAACUUCAAGCUCGUAAUUGAAAACACGAAUUUUUGUCUAGCCAGAUAUGUAAUACAUACGUCGGAAUCUGCAUCCGAUAAAAUACCAACUACGAACUUUAAAAUUCCGAUUACAGAGCAGUUUUGCUAUCGCUGUGUGCCACCGUAA